Molecule: messenger RNA, 2514 nt
Organism: Corapipo altera (White-ruffed manakin)
Lineage: Eukaryota; Metazoa; Chordata; Aves; Passeriformes; Pipridae
Product: low affinity vacuolar monovalent cation/H(+) antiporter-like
Exons: 20
Biological process (GO): calcium ion transmembrane transport; intracellular calcium ion homeostasis
Cellular component (GO): membrane; endomembrane system
Molecular function (GO): calcium:proton antiporter activity
Source: RefSeq, a predicted model, not a curated record
GGGCUGCGGGAUCGCCCCCUCCGCCGGGACCACCAUGGCCACCAUGGCCAGCGAGGCCGAGCCCGCCCGGCGCCGCCGCUGCUGCCGCUGCUGCUGCUGCGGGCAGGACCCGCCCGACAUUCCCAAGGCCACGGAUUCCCGGCGGGGCUCCCUGUGCGACCGGCACUGCUCCACCACCAUCAACAACGACCUGGGCGACCUGGGCUGUCACCUGCACCGGCCCCGCGGCCCCACGGCCACGCCCGAGGAGUGCGAGAGCUGCGCCAGGACCACCCUGACGGCCGAGAACGCCGUGGAGGCCAACAAGCUCUCCAACAACUACAAGUUUGGCUUCAAGAAGUGGAAGAGCCAUGUGACGGCGCGGCCCUGGGAGGAGCGCUCCGACAUCGUCAAGGAGCUCUACUCCGACCUCACGGUGCUCCGGGGCCCUGCAGGGUCCACGGUGACGUGUGGGAACGUCCUGUACCUGCUGCUCUUCGGCUGGUGGCUCUCGCUGCUGCACGGCCUGGUGGCCGCUGGCAUGUUCCUCACUGUUGUGGGGGCUCCUCAUGGGCGGCUCUGCUGGGACCUGGCCGGGUAUUUCCUGUGGCCCUUUGGCAAAGUGAUCCAGAAGGUGGAGGUGCCCAAAUCCCAGGAGGCUGGCGUGGGGGAGAGCUCGGCCCUGCUGGGGGGUCCCACCCCAGGCCGCUGGCGCCCGCGGUGCUGGGAGGGCACCGGAUACUGGCGCCACGUGGGCACCGCGGCCUGGCUGUGCCUGGGGUACCCGGUGCUGGCCCUGUCCCACGCCCUGGUCUGUGUCACCUCCUGGCUCCUCAUCGUCACCAUCCCCGUGGCCAAGCUGAGCGCCCGCAGUGCCACCCGCAUCCUGCUGCUGCCCCCUGAGCGCGUCCGCGUCCGCAGGGGCAGGAUGACGGAGGUGCCGCUGGAGGGGGAGGUGAUCCUGUGCUGCUACCGCGCCGCCAACCCCUACUACUACAAGUACUCCGUGCACGGCCUCAACGUCUUCGCCGUCAACCUGCUGCCGCUGGUGGUGGUGACGCUGCUGCUGGGCUACCUGGACAGCCACAACCACCUGAGCAGCUCCACCCUCAAGUUCUCCCUGGCCCUGCUCUCCAUCAUGCCCCUGUCCUACUACAUCGGGAUGGCCAUCGCCAGGUGAGCUGGGACAGCCCGGGGACACCAGCUGAGGAUGCUCAAUUCUGCAGGACUUGCACAUCCCAUGGGAUCUGCCCACGUUUCCCAGCUGCUUCUGAGGGUUGUUCCACCCUCAGUUGGCUCCUCUUGGGCUCUGUGUGUGCUUUGGGUGAAGGGUCUGUGCAUGGUCAUCGGGGGCAUCCGGCACCAGGAGCAGCGCUUCAACAGCCGCUCCGCCGGCGUCAGCUCCGCCCUGCUCUUCCUCUCCGUGGGAGGAGUCUUUGCCCCGACGCUCUUCUCCAAGGUCUACGGGAAGCUGGUGUGCGGCGAGUGCCACAACGUCACCCAGAACCCGCUGGGCCACUACCUGUGUCACAACUGUCACUUCGACCUGAUGGACAACAACGGCACCCUCUACUACAGCCACGUCCAACCCCUGGUGUACACGGUGUCCCUGCUGCUCCCCGCCGGGUACCUCGUGGGGCUCUGCUUCACCCUCAAAACCCACUCCCACAUCUACGACAUCCACGUCAGCGACUGCCACAUGCCAGGCCACCACCCCAGCCCCGUGGUGCACUGGUCCCGCUGGCGUGCCCUGGUCAUCCUGCUGCUCUCCACGCUGUGCAUGUCGGCCUGUGCCGACCUGGCCACGGAGCACAUCAGCCCCAUCCUCACCAACUCCACCAUCUCCCAGUACUUCAUCGGUGUCACCGUGCUGGCCAUGGUGCCUGAGCUGCCAGAGAUUGUCAACGGCAUCCAGUUCGCCCUCCAGAACAACCUGAGCCUCAGCAUCGAGAUCGGGAGCUGCAUCGCCGUGCAGGUCUGCAUGCUCCAGAUCCCCAUCCUGGUGCUCUUCACCAUCUUCUACCCCACCAACUUCACGCUGGUGUUCAGCGACCUGCACGUCUACGCCAGCAUGUUCAGCGUGGUGCUCAUGAACUACAUCUUCAUGGACGGCAAAUGUGACUAUUUCCAAGGCACGGUGCUGGUGAUGGUUUACUUCAUCCUCCUGGCCGUUUACUUCUUCGCCCCCUCUCCCAGUGGCUGCUGAGCUCCGGCCUCUCCCGACCCGCGGCGGCUUCCAGGAGUUCUCCGGGAUCUCAGGGACUGGCUCCGGGCUGGAAGCACCAUUCCCAGAGCUCCUGCUGCCGCCCGGCCCCUCCAGGGGGGGCUUUGGGAAGGGUGGGAAGGGUUGGUGGCCGUGGAAUUGCUCCUGGGAUGAGUCACGGAGGAGUUUCCCAAGGGGCACUUCCAGCCCCCCUGGCGCGUCCCAAGGGACGUUAUCCCUAAAAAGGAGGGGCUGGAAGGGGGUUCCCGGGACAGACCCUUCCCUUGGGAAGCGUUGCACUGGGAGAAGGGGCUGGGGAAGGUGAUCCCAGG